Molecule: messenger RNA, 4850 nt
Organism: Galeopterus variegatus (Sunda flying lemur)
Lineage: Eukaryota; Metazoa; Chordata; Mammalia; Dermoptera; Cynocephalidae
Biological process (GO): DNA integration
Molecular function (GO): nucleic acid binding; RNA-DNA hybrid ribonuclease activity
Source: RefSeq, a predicted model, not a curated record
GGUAAUCCAGGGGCCCAAUGAGUCUCCGUCAGCAUUUCUGGAGAAACUAUCCCCAGGCGUGGGCAGAAACUGCAGGGAUAGGGAAGGCUAAAAACCAGCCCCCCGUCCACAUAGAGCUGAAGGUUCAGGCCAGUCCUAUAGCUGUCCUUCAAUACCCAAUGUCUCGAGAGGCACACAAAGGCAUCCGACCCCACAUUGCCUGUUUGCUCCAGCUGGGGAUCCUACGGAAGUGCCAAUCACCAUGGAACACUCCCUUGCUACCGGUCCGAAAACCUGGGACUAAUGAUUACCGACCGGUCCAGGACCUCCGAGAGGUAAACAAGCGGGUGACCGACCUCCACUCCACAGUUCCUAACCCCUAUAAUCUUUUAAGUUCUCUGCCCCCAGACAGGACCUGGUACUCGGUACUGGAUCUCAAAGAUGCAUGCUUCUGCUUACCGCUGGCUGUAAAUAGUCAAGAUUACUUUGCCUUCGAAUGGAAAGAUCCAGAGACUGGCCUAGCAGAGCAACUCACGUGGACCCGCCUGCCUCAAGGAUUCAAAAACUCAUCCACCAUCUUUAACGAAGCCCUCUACCAAGACUUGGAUAUGUUCCGGGCCUCCAACCCCCAGAUAACUCUGUUGCAGUAUGUAGAUGAUCUCCUCCUGGCAGCGGCCGAUGAGGAACUGUGUCUGGAAGGAACAAAGCGUCUCCUCACAGAGUUGGGAGAACUGGGCUAUCGAGCCUCCGCCAAAAAAGCUCAGAUCUGCAAGCAACAGGUCAGUUAUCUGGGGUAACUUCUUAAAGACGGGAAAAGAUGGUUGUCUGAGGCCAGAAAAGAGACAGUGUUUCACAUUCCACCACCUGCUAACCCAAGACAAGUCAGGGAAUUUUUAGGUACUGCCGGGUUCUGCCGCCUAUGGAUACCUGGUUUUGCCGAGAUGGCAGCCCCGUUAUAUUCCCUCACUAAGAACAGUCAGCCCUUCAAGUGGGGAAAGGAAGAGCAACAGGCUUUUAACAACAUCAAGACGGCCUUGAUGUCCGCACCAGCUUUGGGGCUCCCUGACGUAACCAAGCCCUUCCACCUGUAUGUGGCAGAAAAUAAGGGGGUUGCAAAGGGAGUCCUAACUCAAAAACUGGGCACCUGGAAAAGGCCUGUAGCAUAUCUGUCCAAGAAAUUAGACCCAGUAGCCUCGGGGUGGCCGGCUUGUCUAAGGAUCAUAGCGGCAGUAGCAGUUCUGGUAAAAGAUGCUGACAAGUUGACUAUGGGACAGAAUUUGGUAAUCUCGGCACCUCAUGCCUUAGAGAGUAUUGUCUGCCAGCCCCCCGACCGCUGGCUCACAAAUGCUCGCAUGACUCACUAUCAGACUCUGUUACUGAACUCAGACCGGGUUACUUUCGCUCCCCCGGCAAGCUUAAAUCCAGCCACGUUGCUCCCAGACCCUGACCUUGACCCUCCUAUCCAUGACUGCCAACAAGUACUUGCUGAGGCACAUGGAUGGCGGAAAGACUUGUCAGAUCAGCCUCUGACGGACACCGAAGCCACCUGGUUCACCAGUUUUCUGGAGGAAGGAGUAUGGAAAGCAGGAGCCGCUAUAGUAGAUGGCCAGAACCUGAUAUGGGCACAGGCCUUACCUGCAGGAACGUCCGCCCAGAAGGCAGAACUCAUCGCCCUCACAAAAGCCCUUGAACUAGGAGAGGGCAAAAGAAUCAACAUCUAUACAGACAGCAGGUAUGCCUUUACCACUGCCCAUAUGCACGGUGCUAUCUAUCGACAGCGGGGUCUGCUAACCUCUGGAGGAAAAGAAAUCAAAAACAAGGCAGAGAUCGUAGCCCUGCUAGAGGCCCUUCACCGACCGCUAAAAGUGAGUAUUAUACACUGCCCGGGCCAUCAGAAAGGGAUUGCCAGGGGAAACAGUUCGACUGAUUCUGAAGCAAGGGCGGCAGCCCAUACGUCCACUUCUCUUCUGCUAAUCUCGAGGGACUCUAAUAACCACUUCAAUCAGGAAAAAGGGCUCUGGCAUGCAGUGUCAGGCAAGCCUAUCUUGCCACAAGAACAAGCACGCGCCAUGAUUAAACAAAUGCACCAAUGGACUCAUCUGGGAGUAAACAAAUUGGUCCAGACUGCCCUAAGGACUAAAUAUCACAUCAUGGGGCUAAAACAAUUAGCAGAACAGGUAGUUUAUAAGUGUGUGCCAUGUCAAAAGGUAAAUGCUUGUAAAAAUACCACGGGACCUGGCAAAAGACCCAGGGGAGACAGACCUGGGGUAUAUUGGGAAGUAGACUUUACCGAGAUCAAGCCAGGUAAAUAUGGUUAUAAGUAUCUCCUAGUCUUUGUAGACACUUUCUCUGGAUGGGUAGAGGCGUUCCCAACAAGGCAGGAGACUGCCACCAUAGUGGUCAAGAAAAUCCUAGAAGAAAUCUUCCCACGCUUCGGGGUACCCAAGGUAAUUGGGUACGACAAUAGGCCCGCCUUCCUUGCCAAGGUAAGCCAGGGAGUGGCCAGAUAUCUAGGGGUCAAUUGGAAACUACAUUGUAUCUACAGACCCCAGAGUUCAGGACAGGUAGAAAGGAUGAACAGAACUCUAAAAGAGGCCCUGACUAAAUUAACCGUGGAGACUGGCGUGGACUGCGUGGUGCUCCUUCCCUUGGCCCUGUUUAGAGCUAGGAACACCCUCUCCCGGCUCAACCUGACCCCCUUUGAAAUUCUCUAUGGUACCCCUGCCCCCUUGACUUUACUGGGGGACGUAUUGAACACUUGCCACAGUAACAGUGAUCUAUAUGCCAGGUUAAAAGGACUGCAGGUGGUGCAGAAGGAAGUCUGGAUGCAGCUGGCGGCCGCCUACGAGCCUGGGACCCCCAAAGUUUCUCACCAGUUCCAGGUCGCGGACACAGUCUAUGUGAGACGACAUUGCUCCCAGACUCUGGAAUCCCACUGACCUUACCUGGUGCUCCUAACAACACCAACGGCUGUGAAGGUCGAUGGGAUCACCGCUUGGAUCCACGCCUCGCAUGUAAAGCCUGCACCACCAGCCGAGGACCAAGGAUCAAAAGACGCUACCUGGAGAGUCCAGAGUUCCAAGGAGCACCCCUUAAAACUCAAAAUCGUUUGGACUGGGGGUUCAGACACCUUGGAUGUUGUAAGAUGAAAAUUUUAUUUUUUCUUCUUCUGUACCUUCAGUACCUGGUAGUUUUUCCCCAGAGGCUGAGAGCUUCCAGCCCACAUACCCCUCGAAAGUUAACUUGGUAUGUUAUAAGUGGGGUAGGGGAUACAAUCUGGAACUCAUCCAAAGUCACCUUGGGGUCAUGGUGGCCUGACCUGUUUCCCGAUGUGUGCAAAUUAUCCAUAGGAGUCCCAGCAAACUGGGAUUUAGAAGGAUACUUUAAUGCUCACAAACCCCCUCCUGCCCCCUCCCCACUGGGGCAUUUCGGGCUUGAUCCAUGGGGGGGCUGCUCUACUAGAAAUCAGAGAAGUAUGCUGAGCACUCUCACGUUCUAUGUGUGCCCUGGGUUCCACCAUGACAGAGCACUAAACCAUCAGUGUAGAGGUAAAGCAGAUUAUUUCUGUAAAAGCUGGGGCUGCGAAACUACGGGGGAUACAUACUGGAAUCCCUCGUCCUCCUGGGACUAUAUAAAGGUAACUGCUAAUUAUACCAACCCCUCUCCCCCUGGUCAAGGGUGGGCAACCCGAUCGGAAAGCAGCCAACUUAAUUGGAAAGAUGUCCCUGCCUAUAGUGGAUGGUGCCACGCCCUCAGAAUAUUCUUCACGGAUUCAGGAAAAAAGGCCAUUGGAUGGGAAACAGGGUUUACAUGGGGGUUAAGAUUCUAUAAAGAAAGAUGAUGAUGGACUGUUGUUCACCAUCAAGCUCAAGGUAGAAACCCAGAAUACUGGCAUAGGCCCAAAUAAAUACUUAGCUCCGGUGGGACCUCCAAUGGUCAAACUAAAGACUACCCCAGCACCCCUGGGUACCCAACCAGAGUCCUCAGUCCCCGCUAAAAGGUCAAAGACUAGGGCACCAAAGAAAAUGUCUAAACCCCCUGAGCCUAAACCUCAAAAACAACCUGGGUUAUUCCACCUAGUCUCUGAAGCCUUCAAGGUCUUAAAUAAUACCAACCCCAAUGCAACUUGCUCCUGUUGGCUUUGCUAUAACGUUGCUCCCCCAUAUUAUGAAGGAAUAGCCUUCAGAGGCAAGGUUAAUGCUACAACUAAGGUUUCUGACUGUCGCUGGCAACAACAAAGAGUCAAACUUACUCUGCCAGCGGUCACGGGGCACGGAACAUGUGUGGGAAAAAUCCCUCCCUCACACAGCCAACUGUGCAACCAGAAUCUUAACCAAAUUGAAUAGUGACACAUAUCUGUUGCCCCCUCCAGGGGGAUGGUGGGCCUGCGCUACUGGGGUUACACCUUGCAUUAGCUCAAAGGUCCUGAAAGAGACCCAGGAUUUCUGUGUCCUGGUUCAGUUGCUGCCUCAGCUUGUUUACCAUCCCUACGAAGAACUACUAUUGUACUGGGAUAAAAACAAUGGGUAUUACCGAGCCAGAAGAGAACCCAUAACUGUCACGCUCUCUGUCCUUUUGGGCUUAGGAUUAGGAGCGGCUGGGGCAGCUACAGGAAUUUCAGCUUUGGCUGUUCAGCAUCAAAAUUACCAAAGUUUACAGGCAGCCAUAGAUGGUGAUAUUAAAGAAAUAGAAAAUUCAAUUGCCAAACUACAAGAGUCCCUCACCUCUCUUUCUGAGGUGGUCCUACAAAAUAGAAGGGGACUAGACCUCUUGUUCCUUCAGCGGGGGGGGCUCUGUGCUGCACUAAGAGAAGAAUGUUGUUUUUACAUUGGUCACUCGGGUAAUUAAAGACUCCAUGGCCGGGCCGGCCC